AUGCCCAUAUCGCUUCUCCGCAAGGCGCCGCCAAAGCCGCCGCCCGAGCCCGUCCCCUCGCUCGCCCAGCUCUCCCUGCCCGACCUGACGACCCCGCUGAUUGACACGGCGGCGUGGGGGGCCGCCUCGCACAACGGCGGCGUGGUCGCCCUCGCCACCAGCAACAACGGCAACACGGCGGCAAGCAGCCCCCGCAACACGCUCCCGCCAGGCCACGCCCACUUCAAGAGCAGCGGCGGCGGUGGUGGCCAGAGCGCAAACCCCGCACGGGCCUCGAUGCCGCCUGGCUUUGGGCGGAAUGGCGGCGGCGCAGCAGGAGCAGGCUUCGUGCCCCCGCUGCCGGGUAGCCCGCGCGGCCGCGCGCCGAGCCUCGUGCGCGACCCGUCGGGCCGCAACCCCGACUUUCACCGCCCCUUCUCGCCCGAGGUCGUGGGUGCCCCGCUGCCCCCGCAGCAGCAGCAGGCCAAGCCCCGCCCGCGCAAGAACGGCCGCAAAGGCGCCGCGCUGACCGUCAUCGUGGCCGGCACCACUGGAGCCGGCAAGACGAGCUUCAUCGAUGCGCUCACCCAGGUGCUCGAUCCAGCAACACCCCGCUUCGGGGGCCGCACGGGCCCGACGACGACAACCGUGCGACACGAAGUGACAGAGGCCGACGAGCGCCGCGCCCUCGUGCUCCUAGACACGCCUGGCCUGCCGACGACGGGGACCCGCGCAAAGGCACUCUCGUCGCUGCUCGGCAUGAUCGAGGACCGGCUGGGCCGGCUCCUCGACGAGGAGCGCAAGGUCGUGCGCCGCAAGUCGGACGGCGGGGAGAUGGUGCAUCUGGUAAUCUACCUCAUCGACGCACGCACCAUCCUCUGCCCCGCCGCGCCGGUCGAGGUCGACUGGGACAUGGUCCAGGAGCCGUCGCCGAACAAGGCGCCCGACACGAGACCAGAGUCGGACCUCGAGCCCGACCACACCGAGCUGGAAGCCAGGCUCGGCGUCGACGACAUUGAGGCGAUCCGCCGCUUCUCGAUCCGCGCAAAUGUCAUGCCGGUGCUCACGCACGCCGACGCACUCACCACGAUCCAGCUGAAUGCGUGCCGCGAUGCCGUCAAGCAGGAUCUCGCAGCCGUGUUUGGGCGCGAGCCGCUCGGCGCGUACGGCGUCCUGAGUGCGGGGCUGGUGAGUUGUGCUUGGCUAGUCGUCGUCACCACAGAGUCUGACGUGCCGCAGGACCUCGAGACUGAAGACGACGACGAGGAGCACAGCGAGCCCCCAGCGUCGGCAGGCGUCACGUCGCCCCUCGACGCCAACAAGGACCUCCCCUUUGCCGUCUUCUCGCCCGAGCCUGGACCUGGGUUCACGCGCACGUUCCGGUGGGGCAGGGCCGAUGCUGCCGACGCUGCGCACAGCGACUUCCCCGCCGUGCGCGACGCCGUCGUCAAUGCCGCCGAGUGGCUGCGCAUGUCGACGCGCGAAGUCGUGUACGAGCGAUUCAGGACCGAACGUCUCUUGACCGCGCGGGCGCGGUACUCGAGGCAGGCGUGA
Vanrija pseudolonga is the source of this 1533-nucleotide messenger RNA. It is a transcript of the gene CDC11, whose product is annotated as Cell division control protein 11. The record is from RefSeq and is a predicted model, not a curated record. Gene Ontology annotation, cellular component: septin ring; septin complex; cell division site. Gene Ontology annotation, biological process: cytoskeleton-dependent cytokinesis; intracellular protein localization. Gene Ontology annotation, molecular function: GTPase activity; GTP binding; molecular adaptor activity. Lineage: Eukaryota; Fungi; Basidiomycota; Tremellomycetes; Trichosporonales; Trichosporonaceae. The coding region runs from base 1 to 1533 and encodes 510 amino acids. The transcript has 4 exons.